AGGCUGGACUCAUCUACUUUUCACUUCUCGUUUAAGUCCAAGUCCAACGCGGAUUUCCUACUUAUUUAAACUAUCAUUUUUGGAAAACUUGGGAAGUGUUAAUAAACCUGUUGUUACUUUCCUUCAGAGUGUUGUGAGAGCUGCUUGCACAGUCCCAUAGCGUCUGAGGGAUGGAAUAAUGAUACACCAUGCAUCCAUUAGUGAAACAGUGUACUUUGCUAAUUUAUUGCAUAAUUCUGUGCUCCGUUCUGCAAGUCAUCCAGGCUCUUCAUGAAGAUCAAGUUGGUCUUUAUGACUGGAGUCUGCAGUUCGUCGGGAGACCUGUAGAAGUACUGUUGUCGUCCAAGAGCUCUUCUGCUACAUCCCCCAAAACGCUGGCAUUCGUUUAUACCGAGCAGAAUGUUCUAGCUGCUGUGGACUUGAAGUUUGGAGAAAUUGCAUGGCGGCAGGUGUUCGAGCGCAGUGAAAAUCCGAGCAUCGCGUCGGCUUUCCUGACAGACGAAGAGAUUUGCGUUAUUAUCGGCCAGGGGAAUAUUUUGAGGUGUUUUGACCAAGUUUCGGGAGGUUUUAAAUGGGAAAGAGCACUGGGAGGAAAAGGAACCGAUAAUGUGGCAUGUGCUUCACUUGGAAGAGCGACCGGUGAUGGUUCUACAAGCAGCCGAAUUAUUUGUGCGGCCGGGGAAAAAGUGCUCAGUUUCAACUCAAAACUUGGAAAUCAGUUGUGGGAAUCGAAAGAUGUCAAAAGCCAAAAGAAGUUCAUUAGUUUUCGAGCAUCUGAAGUGUUAGUUGCCAGCCUGGAUGAAAACAAAAUCAGUGUGCGAAGAUAUUCGCCGCAAAAUGGGGAACUUAAGGAAAACAGUUUUGAGAAAGCAGCCAUAGUUAAUCCGGCAACAACAAAAUGUGUUUUGGCACAGCCUGAUACUCAGGCUGCGUACUUUUUGGUAUGCGUUGACGGGAUAUCACAGCGGGCAUUCACAUUUAGUACAAGUGGACCUGAUCGGUCGCAACAACUAUCCACAUUCGAGGAAAUGGGAACUUAUGCGCAGGGAGAAGAAUUGUCAAUACGGCACCAUACGGGAGAAUACUUCAGCGUACUAUCUGGAAAGGAGUCGUUCUUAUUUCAGCUGCAGAUCGAUGGAAAAUUGUUACUAUCGGCAAAACUCCCUAACUCUAAGGUUGAUAUGUGCGCUUCUAAAGAGUUUGUAUCACUACAGAGAACGGAAGGAAAUGUUGAGCUGCGUUCCGCAUCUGCUGGCUCUAAUGCAGAAAAAUUCAGUCUUGUUUCGAGCGUGCCAUUUCCUCGGUCUUUUGGGAAUAUCAAACAGGUGCGGGUUAUUCCCGGUAAAGAAGACUGCUCAAAAUCGUCCGUUAUCUUUUGGACAAGUGGCGACGUUUUUGGGCUGAUCUCACAAGGAAAACUACUGUGGAAGCGGGAAGAAGGGUUGGCUUACCUGCAGUCGACUGCUAUUGUGGACUUACCUGUUUCUGAUAUUGAAGCCUUGGUUGAAGAGGAAUUCGAAGAGAAAGGCACUUUCCUUCUGAGAUUCGCCAAGCGACUUGUGGCGCAGGCCCUGCAGCUGAAAAAGCUAGUCGAAUUAGGUGUGAACUCCCUUGUUAAGGGACUGCGAACGGGGCAGUUUUUUGAGAAAGAACACUUGGAACGCGAUUACUUUAAUACCCAUAAAAUUAUCGUGGGUGUCAAUGAUCGUGGAAAGGUUUACGGCUUGGACAGUCAUAAUGGAGAUGUUGUGUAUUCGAUGAUAAUCGAAGAUUUUGUAAAACCGGUCAAUCAUAAAGUCGCUUUUUAUCUUCAACGGGCUGGUGCUCAUGCACCUUUUGCUAGUCAAGCGGUGAUUAUUGGAGCGGAUAAGAAAUCUGGUAAUGGGCUGAUGUACUUCUUUGAUUGUAUUACCGGGGAAGAGCUGCAAAAGCCUCUACAACUUAACCGUCCUGUUUUGCAAACUGGUUUAAUUCCCGUGAUGACCAGCAACCAUCUGGAAGCUGUUUUUGUACUGGACACCGAUUAUAAUGUUAAUAUAUAUCCUAGCCUAAAUAUACCUGAACUGAAAGAUUUUGUGACCAAAUCACUGACCAUAUUCGAUGCGGAUAUGAAAAGCGGGAUCGUACGCGGGUUUCGAGUGAUACAAUCGGAUCAGGGAUUCAAAGCGCGCGAAAUGUGGACCAACACACUGACGGCUGAGGGAGAGUCGGUGGUAUCGGUUACUCCCAAACGACCGCACGAUAAUGUUUAUUCGCAGGGAAAAGUGUUAGCUGAUCGCCGCGUAUUGUACAAAUAUAUUAAUCCCAACCUGGUUUCGGUUGCUGUCCAAGGAACAGAUGAGGCCAAAAAGCCAUAUGUGAAAAUCGUGGCCCUGGAUGGCAUAACAGGUCGUGUCGCUGCCAGUCUCGUUCAACGACGCGCCCGAUCACCAGUUAAUGUCGUGCAUUCCGAAAACUGGAUAAUGUAUUCAUACUGGAACGAAAAAUCUCGUUCUAGUGAACUAGGCGUGGUGGAAUUGUACCGUGGAUUUGAUAAACCGAAUAAAACAUAUUUUAGCUCAUUGGAAUCUUUUGGUAAACCAGAGGCCAUUGCGUCGGCUUUUCGAUUACCGGGUUUCGUUAACGACAUGCAGGAGACGGUUACGGCUGGAGGAAUUACGCAUAAGAAUCUUAUUUUGGGACUGGCAUCCGGAUCACUGCUGCAAAUACCAAAAGUGUUACUAGAUCCCAGGAGGCCUUUGUUUCCAUCUGCAGCAGAAAGGGAAGAGGGUUUAGUUCCGUACGCCCCAGAAUUGCCUUACAUGACGGAACACGUAAUAAAUUAUUAUAAAAAAGUCCACAACAUUCGCGGAAUUCAAACCGGGAUUGCUGGAUUAGAGUCCAUAUCUUUGGUGUUUGCGUUUGGUCUUGAUCUUUAUUUUACCCGGGUAAUGCCGUCAGCAUUAUUUGAUGUUUUGAGUGAUAGUUUUGAUUACUGGAUUCUGUCUGUGGUGAUGCUUGUCAUGACCAUUGCGUCCGUUAUUGUUCGUAAUCUGGCCAAUGCCAAAGCGCUGCGCUUAGCAUGGAAAUAGGUUUUUCCAUUGUUUUUUCUUUGUUUUUAUUUGAACGUCUGCUAUAAAAGUUUUUUUUACCAAAGACGAGGCAUUUCUGUCAAACUUGAAUAAGGCUGGUGCUGUUGUGGAGUUUGGGUUCAACUCAGUUGAGCUAAAUAACCGUGUUUUUAAAUGUCGGGAGAUAUAAAAAAAUUUCACAAAAUAAG
This is a messenger RNA of Paramacrobiotus metropolitanus, 3259 nucleotides long. RefSeq names its product ER membrane protein complex subunit 1-like. Gene Ontology annotation, biological process: protein folding in endoplasmic reticulum. The record is from RefSeq and is a predicted model, not a curated record. NCBI's taxonomy places the organism in Eukaryota, Metazoa, Tardigrada, Eutardigrada, Parachela, Macrobiotidae. The transcript has 20 exons. Gene Ontology annotation, cellular component: EMC complex. Bases 189 to 3071 code for a protein of 960 amino acids. Gene Ontology annotation, molecular function: protein binding.